Molecule: messenger RNA, 2006 nt
Organism: Passer domesticus (house sparrow)
Lineage: Eukaryota; Metazoa; Chordata; Aves; Passeriformes; Passeridae
Gene: GPR61
Product: G protein-coupled receptor 61
Exons: 2
Coding region: 396-1697 (433 amino acids)
Biological process (GO): G protein-coupled receptor signaling pathway
Cellular component (GO): signaling receptor complex; plasma membrane; endosome
Molecular function (GO): G protein-coupled receptor activity
Source: RefSeq, a predicted model, not a curated record
GCGGCGCGGAGCAGCCCUCGCCGCAGCGGCUCCAGCCCCGAGCAUCCCCCGCCGCCCCGGGGACACCCCCCAGCCCCGAGCCCUCCCCCGGCCGCAGCGGGGACCCGCGGGCUCGGGCCGGCUCCAUGCAGACCCCCAGGCUCCACCUCCCCCCAGGUACCCGGGGGCUGCAACUGGGGGUCCAGCUCAGCGCUCAGGGGCCCUCCAGGCUCCUGCCCCCUCCAGUGACAGCUCCACCUCCCCCAGGUACCCCCUCUCUGAGCAGCGGGGACCUGAGCGGGGCUGGGGGGCACCUCUGGGUACUGUGAGUGCCCCCCGACCCACGGACCGGCGAGGAUGUGACCCUCUGGCGAUGCCCGGCUGCGCCGCGCUCGCCGCCAGGCCGGCGGCACAGGAUGGAGCCCUUCCUGCCCUCCCCGUGGGGCUGGAACGGCUCUAGAGGGGGGGCCCGGCCUCCCAACAGCACCGCCGAGGCCAAGCCCAAGGACGCGGCCUCCAAGUCUGUGGGAUUGUUCUUCAUGGUGCUGCUGGACCUGACGGCCAUCGUGGGCAACGCCGCCGUCAUGACGGUCAUCGCCAAGACGCCGGCGCUGCGCAAGUUCGUCUUCGUGUUCCACCUGUGCCUGGUGGAUUUCCUGGCCGCCCUCACGCUGAUGCCGCUGGAGAUGCUGUCGGGCUCGGCCGUGUUCGAGAGCCCGGGGCUGGGCGAGGCCGUGUGCCGCGUGUACCUGUUCCUCAGCGUGUGCCUCACCUCCAUGUGCAUCCUGUCCAUCUCCACCGUCAACGUGGAGCGCUACUACUACGUGGUGCACCCGCUGCGCUACGAGGUGCGCAUGACCGCGGGGCUGGUGGCCGGCGUGCUGGCCGGCGUGUGGCUCAAGGCCGUGGCCACCUCGCUGGUGCCCGUGCUGGGCUGGCUGUCCCCCGACCGCCCGCCGGCGCCCGGCGCUCACGGCUGCUCCUUGCAGUGGAGCCGCGGGCCGUCCUGCAAGGUCUUCGUGGUCUUCUUCGCCGCCUUCUACUUCGUCCUGCCGCUCCUCAUCAUCGUCGUGGUCUACUGCGGCAUGUUCAAGGUGGCGCGGGUGGCAGCCAUGCACCACGGCCCGCCGCCCACCUGGAUGGAGACGCCGCGCCGGCGCUCGGCGUCGCUCAGCAGCCGCUCCACCAUGGUCACCACCUCGGGGGCUCCUCGGACCACCCCACAGAGGAUGUUUGGCGGGGGCAAGGCGGCCGUCGUGCUGCUGGCCGUGGGCGGCCAGUUCCUCUUCUGCUGGUUGCCCUACUUCUCCUUCCAGCUGUACACGGCGCUGAGCACGCGGCCCUUGGCCGGGCCGGCGGCCGAGACUGUGGUCACCUGGCUGGGCUUCUGCUGCUUCACCUCCAACCCCUUCUUCUACGGCUGCCUCAACCGGCAGAUCCGCGGGGAGCUGGGCCGCCUGCUCACCUGCUUCUUCAAGCAGCCCCCCGAGGAGGACCUGCGGCUGCCGAGCCGCGAGGGCUCCAUCGAGGAGAACUUCCUGCAGUUCCUGCAGAGCACCGGGCGCCCGCCGGAGCCCCCCAACCCCGAGCGGGACCUGCCCCCCGUGGAUUUCCGCAUCCCGGGGCAGAUCGAGGAGGAGGCGGCCGAGGCGAUGGAGUGGGGUGGGGGCAGCGGCGUGUUCGUGCCCGUGGCGGGCUCUGCCAAGGCGGGGCUGUAGCGUCUGGGGUAAAUGUGGCUGUGAGGGGAGAGAUGGUCACAGUGACUUGUUGGGGGGGGCUUCGUCACCGCCGUGGAGGCUUGGAGGUCCCACAGUGCUUACUGGGCUGGGAGUACCACGCUGCCAUGGAGGGUGGGGGUCCCCACUGCAGCCACAGGAACUGGGGGGCCCACAAGGCCCACUGGGGUGAUGGGGUGGGGGCUCCUUGCUGCAGCCAUGGAGAGUCGGGGGUCCCAUGGCACUUGCUGGCGUGGGAGUGAUUCUCACUGCUGUGGGGGGUCCCACAGCACUCAUUGAGGUUGGGGGGUC